Molecule: messenger RNA, 1497 nt
Organism: Anopheles coustani
Lineage: Eukaryota; Metazoa; Arthropoda; Insecta; Diptera; Culicidae
Exons: 6
Coding region: 1-1497 (498 amino acids)
Source: RefSeq, a predicted model, not a curated record
AUGUCGUUGCUAAAUACAGUGUACAUUCUGCUGGUGGUGGUCGUUGUAUGUUGCCAUGGUGAAACCGAGGAAAAGAAAAUUCAGUACGAGUACAAGGAAGAUGGCCCGGAAGGACUGAGUUACGGGUGCAACGGACAUAUCGAUCUGGAUGACGAGGUCCAUUUCACCUACUAUAUCAAGGGGGCAGACAUCGGUCUCAGGGUGCUGAAGCAGGACGACGAAGUCCAACAUUACACAGAUGUUGACCAUGACGCCCAAUGGGAUAAGUUCCCGAAAGUGUGCAAGCAGUGCGUUCUGCUGGUGAUGGCCGUGGUGUGCGGCAGGAGUGCAGCACUGAACGAGAACAUCAACAUCGACAUCAAAGUGGACACGGAUUCGAAGCUGUACCAUCAGGCGAAGACGGUCGAGGGCUCGUUCAACUACGGCUACAACGUGCCCCGGCAGAACUACAACCAGUUCCAGCACAAGGUGAAGGGCCCGGACGGGGUGACGUACGGAUGCUACGGUUUCGUCGAUCCGACCAACGGCACCCAUCUGUACCACUACGUGUCGGACCUGAAGGGCUACCGGGUGGUUCCGCCGAACAGGCCGACCAAAGUCUACACCGAGCGGGUGGCGAACAGUGUUGCCGACAUUUACAAUUCGGUCGGUAUUCAAUACGACUGGGAGAAGCUGUACUUCCCGGAUGUGUGUCGCGUGCUGCAGCGAAGUAAGGAGGAACGCAACGAGCUGUCGAUUCCUCCCGGCUUUAAGGUGAACGACGAUGGUACGGUCACGCAGACCACCACCUUGAGACCGACCACAACGAGUACUACUACGACGCGCCGACCUCCACCCCCGCCUUCCUCUACCCCGCGUCCGACUACUCCCCGGCCAACUCCCCCGGCACGGAAGGUUACUCCGGCGCCUCCUAGGCCGACUCCAGCAAGGCCUCGCGUUAGCCCAACUCCAGCCCGUGAGCUUCCCCGAACGACUCCUAGAACGACCAGGGCGCCGGUCCGUACGGCUCCACCGACCGCUCCUCCUCGAAGGGUUCCUCCGCCAACGAAUCCACCCCGCACGUUCGCCACGACACCGAAGCCGGUUCCCCGAUUCCCCAACACUCCUGCGACGACUCCCAAGACGAGCGGCAACAAGUUCGGCAACAACCGGGACAACUUCAUCGGACUGCCUGCCACCAACAAUGCGGAGACGCUGAAGCCCCCACCAGACCUCCAGGCCGUCGGACAGGAAAUAACCGAGCUACGGACGCUUCUGAAGAUGCUACUGAAGUCGCUCAACAACGGCAACAACUCACCAAAAGCUGGCCCCGACUGUGAUCCUGGACUCGGUGCCGUCGAUCCCAACGCCAGGCAAGUCUUUCUGCCUCUCGUCAUCGUCGACGCACUCCCAGGAACGCCGAGGGGAUCACCUGGACCGGCAGGAGUUCCGUCCGGCAGCCAGUUCGCCAUCCCGUCCGUUGGGUACGGUACGUCGCGGUGUAACACUUGCGGCUAG